Polychytrium aggregatum is the source of this 1924-nucleotide messenger RNA. RefSeq lists its product as uncharacterized. NCBI's taxonomy places the organism in Eukaryota, Fungi, Chytridiomycota, Chytridiomycetes, Polychytriales. Bases 184 to 1815 code for a protein of 543 amino acids. Gene Ontology annotation, molecular function: lipid binding. The transcript is spliced from 6 exons. The record is from RefSeq and is a predicted model, not a curated record.
AUCUGCCCUGCUGUCGUUGGCGUCCUGCAUAUUUCUAACAUCGCCAUCCUCCAUUCCAUCCGAGCAUUGACGGCCACCGUCCUGACUCUCGACGGCUCUCUCCGUCGCCCUGCUUCGACACGUUCGAUUUCAUAAUCCCAGCACCUAAACGACCUUCGCACGCGUCGGGGCCGGAACCUCCACAUGGACGGCGGGGGCUAUCUCCGGUCGCUCUACUCCUCGGUGGAGUCUCAAGGCAUGCUCUUUGUGCUGAUAUGGCACUCCCUAUCCGACGCCUCAAAGGCCCAGAUUCUAUGGAUUCUCAGGCUCCUGGUCAGGACGCUCUUCCAAAAGUUUUUGCAGCGAAUGCUUCCCGGUGGCGACGGCGCUCCUGGCUCAAGAAGGCAGCGACUCUCUGGCGACCGUGAAGGCGAUAGCCACCCAGCACAUCCUCGCGGCCGGCAUAACGGCAAAUUACUCCCACUGCAUGCUCCCACCAGCCCUUCAGAGUCCAAUUCCCCACGCAAUCCUCGAAAGACGCCCCUCUCGGUCAGAUUUGCCAAUGCACCCGACCAGAGCAGCAUCGUUGACACCCAUCCGACGCUUGUCGCAUCGCAAGGCCUGCACAAGACCCCUUCGCCAAAGCACGAUCUUCGCCGCGUCCUUCCAGCCCCACAGCCGAACGUCUCAAUUCUCCGAAAGGAUCCAAGUAUGCCUCAAAGCCGCUCGUACAACGAUCUUCUGCCCAUCUUCCGCCACCAAGCCGGGCGCUAUCCGCCUCACACAUUCUCCAGUCCACUCCAAGACGCGCUCAAGGCCCUGGUUGAUGUCGAAGCGUCCGCCGACUGGGUCCCCAGAUCGUCUUCCAACGGUAUUCGUAUCUCUGUGCGGGAAUCGCCGAAUCGCAAAGAUGGCAUGCCUCUCGUUCGCGGUGAUGGCGUGAUCUCCGGAGACUGGGGUAUCGAGGAAGUCGCCAGUGCCAUCUCAAGCUACCAGGCAAGAGCAGAGUGGGACAAGCGAUUCGACUCCGGUAGCAUUCUAUGUCAGUACAACCCGUUCGAGUCCCUUGCCUAUCUCACUCAGAAGGGCACCUUCCCCGUGGCCGGCCGCGACUUUUUGGUCGUCUCGGCGACCCGAAUCGAUGCCGCAAGUCAAUCGGCAUACAUCGUCUCGACCUCGGUCGAUCCGUCGCAGCUGAGCGAGAUCGAGCAGGCCAUCUACACACCAUACCACCAGAAGAGCAAGGACAGCGGGUUUGUGCGAGCGGAUCUCAAGCUGAACGGAUGGAUACUUCGGAGGCGCGAUGAUGGGGUGGCUGCCACGUACAUCCUGGACGUCGAUGUCAAGGGCUCGAUUCCUCAGAGCAUUCUCAGGAUGAUCCAGACCCAGUCACCAAUGUGCAUCCUCGGCAUCUCGCAGUAUCUAGGCUCGCACGGGCCCCUUCCCUUCCUGCUCCGCUCCCACGAUGCUUUGCUUCCACAUCGGCCCGUCCAGCUCAAGAAAGUGAGCCAGUCCCCUCGUCAGAUCGACGCCAUGGUCGAGGCAGCCCUGGCGCCAUCGUCCCCGCGAGAAUCGGCCCCAGAUGCUCCCGAGAACCCCAAGGUGUCUCACGGGCGACUGGAAGGCUUGGUGGCGGACUCGCUGGUGCUUUGCAUUCCAAAAUCGAGCCACCCGGGCUUGGACAUCACCAUCGAGCCCGCUCAAGGCAUCCGGAUCUUCAGGCUUGCCAGCGACCCUGCCUUGGCCGGCGUCCUGUCGCCACACGCAACCCACCUUCUCCAGAUCCACCCUCGGACAGGGUCAGAAUCAACGAGCACGGUGCCUUCAGAGAAGUAGAACUGCAUCCGUUUCCGUCGGCACAAGCAAGGGGUGACAUGGAUCCUCCCAUGGUCGACACGUACGAUUCUGCCCCGCUGGACGCUCAUAAGCAAGAGUCUUGUCUCCA